Trichomycterus rosablanca is the source of this 2805-nucleotide messenger RNA. RefSeq names its product SUMO interacting motifs containing 1 (gene simc1). NCBI's taxonomy places the organism in Eukaryota, Metazoa, Chordata, Actinopteri, Siluriformes, Trichomycteridae. The transcript has 10 exons. The record is from RefSeq and is a predicted model, not a curated record. The coding region runs from base 160 to 2607 and encodes 815 amino acids. Gene Ontology annotation, molecular function: SUMO polymer binding.
AUAGCUAAUUAUUUGCCAGCUGUGUAUGUUGGCUUUUUUAAGCUAAGCUAAGCUGGCUGCAAACAUGAAGACCGCGGACUUCCGUUAAUAGCAGUUGUGCUUGAGUAUGAUAAAUCGCGCGAUGUAAUUUUUAUAUGGUUUAAUCUGAAACCGGUAAUAAUGGAUGAUGUUAUUUCGUUGAGCUCGGACAGUGAAGAGGACUCGGAUGUAGAGUUUGUAAGCAGUUUUAAGGAUAACACACAAUUAGGUGUUCCGUUCAUCAAUGCUGAAUUGCUCCCCGUCACACCUGUACUUAUUGAUAUCAAGCAGAGCCCCUUUUAUUCUCAUGGACCAAGACACUCACAGAAAGUACCAAAACUACGGUGUUCUACCAUAGAAGUCAUAGAUCUGUGUAAUCCCAGUCUUCCUAGACAAAAGCCGCAGAGCAUCACAUCAGAUCACACACUGAAUGAAACAGCAAAUCGAUUUUUUAAAUCAUCUGUCAAGUCCGGAAUUCUUAAUAAAGAUGGAAACUCAAAUAAAGAUGUAAUUAAUUUGGAUUCUGGUGAUGGACAAGAAGAGGUUUCAACAAAUCAGCAUGAUGAGAUUCAUUCGUGUUUGGAGGACAGAAAUAAUCAAAAAUCAGUAAGCUUCUCUCAGCAUGGGUCACAGUAUAAUUCAAAUUCUGAUCUUUUGGACUUUUGGACUUUUGAUAUUUCAAACGGAUUCCAGGUGUCACCCACACAUAAGCUGCAGAACAGUGUUAACGUUGAGGAAACACAAAACACUAAACUCCCACAAAAGUCUUCAUCACCGGCUGCUGCUGAAAAGGACGUUGAACUCGGUGAAACGUUGGACUGUGGUCAAAGCUGGUUAGACAAACUUCCCUCUCCUUUUAGCCUUGACAGUUCAUACCACUGCCCAAGUGAAAUAGAUGCUAUGGUAUUCUCCGACGAGUCCUGGAUAGAAGGUACUAUUGGACAGCAUACUACACCAAGCGGUAUGACUAACAUAGAAACACAUUUGCACAAAAAUUCUUCUUAUGCUCAGACAUUACCUACCUCAUGUGAAGCAUCUCUCAUCUCCAGCCUGCCAUGUGGGCAGGAGGAACCCAUCCGCCCUACAUCUACAGAAAUACCCGCUUGGGAUUUUCUAGAAAUUGGGUCUGAUUUGGACCUAGAGAGUCUACCCAGCAGUCCUUUGCCAUCCUGUAGUCUCAGUCUGCCCAGUCCACAAUCACACCUACUCUUCUGUACAGAGACAGUGGCAUCAGGUAUGAAAGACUCAGGAUUGGGUUCAGUAUCAUCAGAAUAUCUUCCAUCUAGUCAGUGGAUGAGAACUGACUUGGGUGUGGAGAUAGAUGUCCCAGAACCUAAUACACAAGAUGGACAGCAAAUUUCUCUGGUGCAGCUUAGAAAGCUGAAACACUUAAUUGGAGGACCAGAAAAAAAUAAGCUAAAUGUGGCUGAUGAGGAACAUCAAGACUUUGGUCUGGCUGAACCACUGUGUAGACAGAGCCUAAGUCUGGUCUACAGUACUAUUGAAGAGAACUACCCUGAAGGCACUCUGCAACUGCUGUCUGACUUUAUUCAGCCAUGUUAUUACCCUCCAGCUGAUAUCAUCUCCCACCUUCUGAAAGGAAUCCUGCUUGAGCCACAGUGUAGUAAAGUGCUGGCAAUGGAAGCUUACAAUCUGCUCAUGAGAACACAGAAAUACCACCCUGCAGACAAAUCAUCUAUUCCUUUAGACUGGGAGUUAUUAUCAUCAAUAAUGGCUGAACAGGUUGAGACCAAGAGGCUACGGAGUGAAGUACGAUGCCUGCUGUUUCAGUACAUGCUGAAGGUUUUAGAAGACGACUUUCAGUUUAAGCUCCCGAUGCAGCAGCUUCAUCUCUCUGUUGCUAAUCAAAUGCUGUCAUGUGACAAGAAGUUCAGACAGGUCAGGGAACUCAUUGACUGGUUGAUGGAUACAGCAAAGCAGUCUUUUAAUACAUCUGAUAAUAAAGAAAUUCCAAAAACGGAGCAAAACGGCUGUCUCAAGAUGCUGCUAAUUCUACAGAGAAUGCUGUUGUUAUCCAUGGAAGUGGACCUCAGACCCACUUGCAGCUCCAGUAAGCUCUCUCAGGAGCUCCGUAUCAGCCUCAACAGUCAAGCCCCAUGCAGACGGCUCAGGUUUCUGUUGCUAAGCACUUUGGAGAGUAACCUGCUGAGGUGUAAGCUGGUGGAGCUGUUGCUGGAUCAGGCCUGUUCUCAAAAGAAAGCACUCCCCAUGUCCUUUAGUUUGUUGCUGCACUUCCUUCACAGCUCCACACUGGCACCUGACCCAUUAGAUGGUUCAGAAAGAUGGAGAAGGUGGGAUGAACUUCUGCAGCUUAUCUGGAUGCUGAUGCUCAGCUAUGAAGAAGUGAUAACAGGUCACCUCCGCUACCCCAUUUCGGAGCGGUUUGGAGUGAAUCGCACCCCUAUGUGGACUCAAAAUGAUCGUUUGACCCAAGCUGCAGUUCAGGAGGCAGCUGAAGCAUUUCUGUCACGUGCCGUGAAGGAUCUUGGCCAUGAUCUCCCAUCACAUAUACAAGAGUCAUUAUCACUGCUGCAGGAACACUUACUUUCCAUCUCUUUACAUAAAUAGAAUAUUGUCUAAAAAUUUUGUAAUAUUUUUUUAUUACUCUGAAAUUUUUAAAUACAUGUAUAUAUUGCUAUAGAUUGAGUUCUUUCUUGUGUUAUGUGUAUUUUUUAAUUGACUAAAAUGAGGUCAGAGUUGGUGCUCUGGUGGUGGAGCAGUCUACUACUCAAUCCCAUAAUUGUUAAGAUAUGUGCUGACAACUGC